This is a messenger RNA of Paramecium octaurelia, 1106 nucleotides long. Lineage: Eukaryota; Ciliophora; Oligohymenophorea; Peniculida; Parameciidae. The record is from the annotation of a GenBank genome assembly.
AAUAAAUAAUUAUCUUAAAUGAAUAAAUUACAAUAGAUUCUCACAAGAGGCUAAGAUUUCUGGUAGAAAUUCUAUGAAAAGAAAGGAAAGAAGGGAGUUGCAUAAGUGGCAGUUUUGGGUUUGGGAUUGUUGUACCUUCAAUAUCAAGUCAGAAAAUACAAUGGGUUAAUUAUGUAAUUUAUCAUAGAUGGUUGAAGAAGAAGAGUGUAGUUAAUGAACAUAUCUUUAUUACUGGAGGAGCAAGUGGUAUUGGGAGAAGUAUGGCAAUUAGUUUUGCUAAAUUAGGAGCUAAAGUAUAGUAAAUUUCAAUAUAUCAAAAGAUAUCCAUUGUGGAUGUAAAUGAGCAGGGAUUAAAUAAGGUUGUGGAUUAAUUAAAUGCUCUUUAUGGUGAAAAGACCGCAUUUGGAACUCAAUGUGAUGUCAGUGAUCCUUAAUCUGUUAAAAAUGCUAUUAAAAGAUGCGUUGAAUUUCAUUAGAAAAAGAUAGAUAUUUUGAUAAAUAAUGCUGGAGUUGUGAGUGGAAAGCAAAUUCUCUAAAACACAGAUGCUAGUAUAGCUAGAACAAUGAAUAUUAACACAACUGCUCACCAUUGGACUGUGAGGGAAGUGUUAGGAGAUAUGAUUGCUAAUAGACAUGGUCAUAUUGUAACCAUAGCUUCAAUUGCUGGUUGGGUUGGAGUCAGAGGAUUGGCUGAUUAUUGUGCUUCCAAAUUUGGUGCUGUUGGAUUUGAUGAAUCUCUUAGAUUUGAAUUAAGGGCCACUAAAUCUAAUGUCAAAACCACAUGCAUUUGUCCAUAUUUCAUCAAUACAGGAAUGUUUGAUGGAGCCAAAUCGAAGUUCCCUCUUCUGUUCCCAAUUCUAUCUGAAAGUAUCUAUCUCUUUCAUUAUUUAGAAUACGCUACACAAAGAAUUGUAAACGCAGUGCUCUAAGACGAAGCAGUUGUGAUUAUGCCAAUUAUUCUAAAUUUCGCCAUUAUGGUUAAAGCAUUAUUCCCAACCUUUGUUUAUGACAACAUGAUGGAACUCUUUGGAGUCAGUGAAUCUAUGGAUGAUUUUAAGGGCAGACAAUAAUGAUAAUGAUAAUUAUAAUGAUAUAACAAGGUAAUA